Aspergillus oryzae RIB40 is the source of this 315-nucleotide messenger RNA. RefSeq lists its product as uncharacterized. Lineage: Eukaryota; Fungi; Ascomycota; Eurotiomycetes; Eurotiales; Aspergillaceae. The record is from RefSeq and is a predicted model, not a curated record. Bases 1 to 315 code for a protein of 104 amino acids. The transcript is spliced from 2 exons.
AUGCGACGGCAGGAAUGCCCGAAUUCAUCCCGCCACCACAUGGAAGAUCUCAAUUCCAUUACCGCCGCAGCCUACUUCGUCACAAGCACCGCAAAUAAAUCUUCCGUCAAAGCUCCAGCUCACCCCGCGGAUGGCCCCACCAUUAUUACUAGACACGGUGCGUCGACAAAUCCAAUCCGAUGUAUCCCAGAGGGAGAUAAGGGCGUCGCUGCCGCCGACGGCGAGAUAGCGUCCAGUAGGUGCGAGGGCAAUGGAAAGGCAGGCGGAUGUGUGAGCAUUAAGGGUGUGGAGGACGUCGAAGGAUGGGUAGGAUAA